AUGUUUGCCUGUACCGUUUUCCUGCUCGGGUCUGCGCUGUGUGGGGCAGCACAGUCGAUGAUCAUGCUCAUCAUCGCGAGAGCUGUUCAGGGCCUCGGCGGAAGUGGCAUCAUUGCCCUCACCAUGAUCCUCGUCGCAGACAUCGUCCCACUGCGUGAACGCGGCACUUAUCAGGCCUUGAUCGCCCUCAUCUUCUCCAUCGCAGCCGUGCUGGGCCCUUUGCUCGGCGGUGCUUUCGCAGACAAUGUCACUUGGCGCUGGGCUUUCUACAUCAACCUCCCUGUCGGUGCCCUAGCAAUGCUGUUGCUCAUCUUCUUCCUGCACAUGAACCGCCGCAAGAACGUCUCGCUCGCAACCAACCUCAAGUCAAUCGACUACAUUGGCAUCGUCUUGAUGAUCGUCUCCAUCGUCAUGAUCCUCCUGGGCCUUAACUGGGGCGCCGAUGCAAAAUAUGCCUGGGACUCUGCCACCAUCCUGGUCCUGCUCAUCGUCGGUGUUGUCAUUGGCGCAGCUUUUCUCGUCCACGAGUCAAAGUUUGCCAAACGCCCCGUUAUCCCUCUGCGUCUCUUUGGCACGUUCUCGCUUGCGAUCACAUACGCCCAAGUCUUUUUUCAGGGCUUCAUCUUCUUGGGAUUGCUCUUCUUCCUGCCCUUGUAUUUCCAGGCAGUCAAUGGUUCAUCCGCUGUCCAGUCUGGAAUCGAUUUGCUACCCUAUGUCAUCAUUGGUUCCGUCACAGCCAUCAUCGCUGGUCUGUUGAUGAGUCGCUGGGGCACCUAUAAGGAGUUUAUCGUCAUUGGCUGGGUGAUUGGAGCCAUUGCUUCCGGAAUCCUGAUCACGUUUGACGAAUACACAUCUCGCGGCAAGGUUGUCGGUAUUCUACUGCUCCAGGGAAUCAGCAUGGGUAUGACCGUGAACACCCUGCUCCUCGGAGUCCACGCACAACUAGUCAACAAAUCGGAUCUGGCCCAGAGCACCUCCCUUUGGACUUUCUUGAGAACCUUUGGUGGCGUCUUUGGUAUCGCAGUCGGAGGAACGUUUGUGCAGAGCAGCCUCAGCAGUGCCGGUGCCAGCCAGUAUGCGCAAAACAUCAAGGCCAUUGCUGAUCUCCCUCCGGAUGUGAAGGGGCCUGUCCUUCGCGCCUUCGUCGUGGGGCUGCAGCGCUUUUUUAUCCUCUUGACAGCGAUCUCUGUCCUGGGCUUUGUUUUCUCUCUGUUCAUCAAGAAGGUCCAGAUGGGUCCUAAGCACCAUAACGAGAAGCAGGAGAGUUCGGGCUCGCCCCCUCCUAUGGUCGCGGAGUAAGUAAAGAGUGUAUACAAAUGUAUACAUGUCCUUUUUGCUCCACAUCAACGUUUUAGGUUGUACAUACCCUAUUUUUAUUUCAGUCGCAUAAUAAAAAGCAUUCGCAUAGCAUGGCAUGUUUUGAGCACGAAUAUGCACCUCGGCAAAACUCGUUCCCAUUUUGGUCGCGACAGCCUGAAAGUCGGGAUUCGACGUGGAUCCAAAAAGAAGAGAGAGAGAGAGACGGAACGCGUUAU
Messenger RNA from Gamsiella multidivaricata, 1535 nucleotides. Its product is annotated as major facilitator superfamily domain-containing protein. The coding region runs from base 1 to 1299 and encodes 432 amino acids. Gene Ontology annotation, biological process: transmembrane transport. Lineage: Eukaryota; Fungi; Mortierellomycota; Mortierellomycetes; Mortierellales; Mortierellaceae. Gene Ontology annotation, molecular function: transmembrane transporter activity. The record is from RefSeq and is a predicted model, not a curated record. The transcript is spliced from 2 exons.